AUGCGUUUACUUCUAUCAGCUGACGCUCAAUGUCAGUCUGCAUGUAUUUCCCUCGGUUUCUUUCCUAUAGUAGAGCUUAAGUUCUUCGAUAACCGCAAUGCACAGAGCUGCAUGCGCAACUUUAUGCGACUGGCCUCAGUUAGUCAGACCAACAAUGAUCCGACAGAGUUUAAAAUGCUCAGGUUCCCUCCAGAGCAGCUCUCGUGCCUACAGUGUUAUUCCUCCACCGCGCGACAGGGAGGAGCAGGAGAUGGUGCACCGGAUGCUGCGCGUGGACCAUGCUGGUGAAUACGGUGCUAACCGCAUCUAUGCCGGACAGAUGGCAGUGUUGGGCAGAUCGAGGACUGGUGCUCUUAUCCAGCAAAUGUGGGAUCAAGAAAAAAAACAUCUGGCAAAAUUCAAUGAAAUCCUUGCUGAGAACAGAGUUCGACCCACAGCUCUGUUGCCUCUCUGGAACCUGGCUGGGUUUGCUCUGGGGGCAUCCACUGCUCUGCUGGGUAAAGAGGGGGCCAUGGCGUGCACGGUGGCAGUAGAGGAGAGCAUCUCUGAACACUAUAACAGCCAGAUCAGAGCCCUGAUGGAGCAGGAUCCAGAGAGAUACACUGAGCUGUUAGAAGUAAUAAAGGAAUUUAGAGAUGAUGAAAUGGACCAUCAUGACACAGGAUUGGAGCACGAUGCCGAAUCACUACCUGGUUACUGGCUACUAAAAAAUGCAAUCCAGCUGGGAUGCAAAGCUGCAAUAUACGUUUCUCAGCGUGUCUGAUUCUGUAUUUAAUUGUAACAAUUCCUUUUUUAUUUUAGUUCACACUUUUGAAAUGGGUUUCUUUGAAGCUGUCAUGAACGACAGAAGGAACUGUGAUGUAAAACAAUGUUGUAAUUUUACCAGAUGUAUCAUUAGGUAUACAAAGCAUUGUAAAAGACACGAAGGGCUCCAUUCUGACUGUGUGACUACUAUGCUUCAGUUUGUUUAAAGGAAUCUUGCUUAUAUGUGACUGUUAUGUUUUCUUAGAUGUGUGGUUUUGAUUUUAAAUUGUCAUCAUUAAGUUGGCUCAAAAAGGUAUUAGUUACACAUUGGUUAUAUCUCUGUUGAAAUAAAUAAGCUGAUAAAUAUCUUCUUUCAGUACAUCUAUAAACUCAGUUCCUAAGUUGGAACGUUGUGUAAAAUGUGAUGAAUAAAUAAACUACAAAGACAAGAUAUUUUUCUGCCUAAAAGUUGUUUAGAAAAAAAAAAGGGACGUGUUUGGUAAAAUCCACAGAUGAGCAAAACUGGAGGGGCAUUUCUGCAGGGAAGUGCACAGAUAGAC
Molecule: messenger RNA, 1304 nt
Organism: Cyprinodon variegatus (sheepshead minnow)
Lineage: Eukaryota; Metazoa; Chordata; Actinopteri; Cyprinodontiformes; Cyprinodontidae
Gene: coq7
Product: coenzyme Q7 homolog, ubiquinone (yeast)
Exons: 6
Coding region: 98-763 (221 amino acids)
Biological process (GO): determination of adult lifespan; regulation of gene expression; ubiquinone biosynthetic process
Cellular component (GO): nucleus; mitochondrial inner membrane
Molecular function (GO): 3-demethoxyubiquinol 3-hydroxylase activity
Source: RefSeq, a predicted model, not a curated record